Messenger RNA from Heterobasidion irregulare TC 32-1, 2543 nucleotides. RefSeq names its product glycoside hydrolase family 16 protein. Bases 1 to 1461 code for a protein of 486 amino acids. Gene Ontology annotation, biological process: fungal-type cell wall organization; (1->6)-beta-D-glucan biosynthetic process. The record is from RefSeq and is a predicted model, not a curated record. Gene Ontology annotation, molecular function: glucosidase activity. Lineage: Eukaryota; Fungi; Basidiomycota; Agaricomycetes; Russulales; Bondarzewiaceae. The transcript is spliced from 10 exons. Gene Ontology annotation, cellular component: plasma membrane; endoplasmic reticulum membrane.
AUGGGCUGUCUCGUCCUUAUGUGCCUCGGCAUCCUGAUGUUGUUCGCAGGAUACCCCGCCCUUUCAUACUACUACCGGAGGGAGCUCUCGAAUCUUGGCGCGUUCAAUAUCGGCGGUACCAAUGGCACUGGUCAGGUCCCAGUGAUACCCGGCAAUUGGGGCCUCAUUGACGUCGAUACGCCCCAUGAGGUAUACACAAAGACGUCUUUUCACGAUGGUGAGGAGCUCGAGCUCGUGUUUUCAGAUGAGUUUGAGCAGGAAGGGCGGUCAUUCUAUCCCGGCGACGAUCCGUACUGGGAGGCGGUUGACUUGCAUUACUGGGCAACGAAUAAUAUCGAGUGGUAUGACCCUGCGGCUGUCACAACCAAGAAUGGCGCCUUGACGAUCACACUCUCGCAAAAGGAGACUCAUGAUCUCAAUUACCAAGGCGGCAUGCUGUCUACAUGGAACAAAUUUUGCUUCACGGGCGGUUAUAUAGAAACUUCGGUGAUGCUCCCUGGGUCGGACAAUAUUGUCGGCCUUUGGCCGGCGGUAUGGACAAUGGGAAACUUAGGGCGUGCUGGGUAUGGCGCUUCCCUGGAAGGCAUGUGGCCGUAUACGUACGAUGCAUGUGAUGUCGGAACAGUGUCAAAUCAAACGGUCAAUGGCGUACCGAAGGCUGCUACGGUCAAUGGCGAUAAAGGCAAUGGUGGUGUACUGUCAUAUCUUCCGGGUCAGCGACUUUCACGUUGCACUUGCGACGGCGAGAGCCAUCCUGGCCCGAAGCACAGUGACGGUACUUACGUGGGGCGAUCCGCACCAGAAAUUGACGUAUUCGAGGCACAAAUCACAGGCAAGCCUCUCGUCGGGCAGGUGUCGCAGAGCGCGCAGUGGGCGCCGUUCAAUCACGCAUACGAAUGGUUUAACACGACCGCCAAUGAGGUCAUAGUCAACGCCUCUAUCUCAGCGCAGAACUCGUAUACGGGCGGUGUGACGCAGCAGGCGACAUCGGUCGUGACAUCGACCGAUCAGUUGUGUUACGAGAAUUCAGCGGCGCCAUGUUACUCUGUGUAUGGGUUCGAGUAUAAGGGUGGGUUCGAUGAUGCGUAUGUUACAUGGGUGUCGGACAACAAGACGUCGUGGACGCUCAACGUAGCGGGCAUGGCGGCAGACAGCCUUGUCGAGAUAUCAGACAGGCCAGUGCCCCAGGAACCUUUGUAUCUGAUCGCGAAUUUGGGCAUGUCGACCAACUUUGGAACAGUCGACCUCGCGCAUCUCGUGUUCCCUGCGACGAUGUACAUCGACUAUGUUCGCGUGUACCAACGCAAGGAUGCGCGCAAUAUUGGGUGCGAUCCAGCAGAAUUCCCGACGCAGUCAUAUAUCAAUCAGUAUAUCGAAGCAUACACGAACCCAAAUCUCACAACAUGGAGAGAUGAUUAUGGCCAACCAUUUCCAAAGAACAGCUUCCUUGGCCAAUGCUGAUCCUCUGCUAGGCUGCUUCUUCUCGUCCUGACCCUGAUCCUAACACUACUGAACUCGAGAAACCUAUACCCCGCCCGUAACUUAUAUAUACAUCUUUCGCUGUGCUACGUCUUACUCCUCACCAUCCCACCCCAUCAUACAGCAUCAUCCGCUUCUCUCACCAUCCGCUCACGCUCCGUAUCAUGUAUCGCUACGUCCUUGCUAUGUGCAUCCUGCACUGCGCGCCAUACUUGCGAUUAGACCCGGGUAUCGACCACCUGGCCUAUAUCUUGCACAUCCUACGCCAUCCCUUCACACUCACAUAUUCCUCGGACUCUGGCCUGUUGUGUCGACCAUGACGAUUCCAAGUGUGGUGUCUGCACGCUGCUCCUCCCCUCCCGCCGUCUUUCCAAAUUUUAUGUCUAUCUUCCGUUGGCAUCUGACGGACACUUGUUUUUACGUUUAUCACUCGCUGACGUUCAUUGCGAUUCCCCAUUCUUCCAUCGCAUCUUUCACAUUCCAUUCGGGGCGCUUCGUCCUUCUAUUUCCUGGCGCCCACUUCAAUUGUGCUUUCGUACUGUCCUUGCCCUAGCCUGAGUGCUGUUCCAGCAGCGCUCAAGUUUCAGAUAAGACUCAUCGUACGGGAGGCGCUCAGAACUUGGAGGAGUGGAGCCGGGCGUCCGUGCUGGCACUACGCAGUAUUGAAUACUGCAAUUUCUCUAUGUAGCUCAUUCGGACACCUCUCGUCUUUAUCUCGGACCGUAUGCUAUCCUCCUCAUUACUUACGCAUCUUGCGGUGAUUUGUCCACGUCACAGUACAUACAUGCGGCAGUGUCUCCACCUCUUGUCUCUUUAUUCAUAGUAGUAGGCGCACUUUCUUCAUUGUCUUAGUGUUUCCAGCUGCUCUGUCGAUGCUUUGUUUGAGAUCUUUUUUUUUUCUGGGUGGGGAGUUUUGUUUAUUCCUGAUUUGACACCGAGCACUGAGCAGGGGCGUUCAAAGAAUCUAUCGUGUAUGAUUUUGCGGCCCGUGGGGCAUUAUUCUCAUGCAGUUGAGCAGGUUUUGAAGUUGAGGGGAUCGUGAUUUAAAAUUCGUUUCGAAUGUG